Messenger RNA from Hirundo rustica (Barn swallow), 2530 nucleotides. RefSeq names its product myotubularin-related protein 9-like. The record is from RefSeq and is a predicted model, not a curated record. Lineage: Eukaryota; Metazoa; Chordata; Aves; Passeriformes; Hirundinidae. Gene Ontology annotation, biological process: negative regulation of autophagy.
CCAAAUCCCCGCUGACACGCCGAGGAUCCCCGCGCCCCCCUCAAUCCUCUCCUCGCACCCCGAGGCUCUUCCUUGAGCCCUCGGGUCUCUCUGUUCCGCUCCCAAAAAUCCCCCCAAACUCCUCUCCUCAUGGCCAGCGCUUCCCCGCGGGCUCCCUGAGGUCCCCUGCCCGCACCCCGCUUGUCCCCCGAGGUCCGCAGCUGCCGCCCAGCCCGAGCAGAGGCAGCGCCCAUGGAGUUCUCGGAGCUGAUCAAGACGGCCACGGUGGAGAACGCGCUGCUGUGGCGGCCGGGGCUGCCCGCCGUCAGGGGCACCCUGUGCAUCACCAGCCACCACCUGCUGCUCUCCUCCCGGCCCCGCGGCGACCUGGAGCUCUGGCUGCUCAUCCGCAACGUGGACGCCGUGGAGAAAAGGGUCUGCGGCUCCUCGGGCACCAUCACGCUGCGCUGCAAGGACCUGCGGGUGCUGCAGCUGGAGAUCCCGGGCAUGGAGCAGUGCCUGAACAUCGCCAGCUCCAUCGAGGCGCUCUCCUCGGUGGACUCGGUGAUGAUGAUGUACCCCUUCUUCUACCGACCCCCGAGCCUGCGCCUGGAGCAGGGCUGGCACCGGUUCCCCCUGGAGCGCUUCUUCCAGCGCCUCUCCUCGCAGACGAGCCAGUGGCGGCUGAGCACCGUGAACCGCGACUUCAGCGCCUGCCCCUCGUACCCCCCGGCCGUGAUCGUGCCCGCGGCCGUGGGCGAUGACACGGUGGCAAAGGCGGCGCGGUUCCGGCAGGGCGGGCGCUUCCCCGUGCUCAGCUACUUCCACCCCAAAAACGGCACCGCGCUGCUCCGCAGCAGCCAGCCCCUGACCGGCCGCAACCGCCGGCGCUGCCGCGAGGACGAGCAGCUGCUGGGGACGAUCCUGGACCAGGGCGAGCAGGGUUUCAUCAUCGACACGCGCUCGGCCCAGGCGGCCAAGCAGGCCCGGAUGAGCGGCGGAGGCACCGAGCCCAAAUCCUCCUACCCGCAGUGGAGGAGGCUGCACCGAGCCCUGGAGAGGGGCCGCCCGCUGCAGGAGAGCUUUUCCCGGCUGGUGGAAGCGUGCAGCGACCCCGCGCCGAGCGUGGAGCGCUGGCUGUGCCGGCUGGACGCCAGCCGCUGGCUCGGCCACGUCAAAGCCGCCCUGAGCACGGCCUGCCUGGCCGCCCAGUGCCUGGACAGGGAGGAGCGCACGGUGCUGGUGCACGGCGCCGAGGGCACGGACGCGACGCUGCUGGUGACGGCGCUGGCGCAGCUCAUCCUGGACCCGUCCUGCCGCAGCCUGGAGGGGUUCCAGGGGCUGCUGGAGCGCGAAUGGAUCGAGGCCGGGCACCCCUUCCAGCUGCGCUGCGCCCGCUCCGCCUCCUGGCACGGCCGAGGGAAGCAGGAGGCGCCGCUCUUUGUCCUCUUCCUCGACUGCGUGUGGCAGCUGAGCCGCCAGUUCCCGCUGUCCCUGGAGUUCGGGGAGCGGCUGCUGCUCACCCUCUUCGACAACGCCUACGCCUCCGCCUACGGCACCUUCCUGUGCAACAACGAGAGGGAGAGGAGCCUGUGCAAGGUGAAGGAAAGCACGCACUCGCUCUGGGCCUGGCUGAACCAGCCCGAGGAGAAGCACAAGUACCUGAACCCCCUCUACUCGCACAACCCCCUGGUGAUCUGGCCCUCCGUGGAGCCCCAGAGCAUCCAGCUCUGGCAGGGAUUGUUCCUCCGCUGGAUCCGCCCUUCCCAGCACCUGGAUGAGGCUCGGGAGGAGAUCCAGAGGUUGGUGCAGGGGAAGAAUUCCUCCUCCAGCAAGGAGAGCAGAGGGAGAAGGCAGAGCCCUGCCGCCGCUGCUGGGACAGAGGGCGGAAGAUGAAGCGCGGACACUCGGGUGCCCGUGGGAUUUGGGACAAGGUGACGCUGGGUUUUCCCAUGGGAAGGGCUGUGCAGGACACAGACCCACGGAGAGCUCUGGGAGAGGGGACAGAGCCCCCCUGUCCCAGCCUGUCCCAGCCCAGCCUGAGCUCCUCGCAGUAAAUCUCUCUCCCCAGCCCUUGCCUGCGUCCCGCUCUUCCAUAGGGAAUCUGCUCCUUCCCACGGGGAAUUCAGCAGGGCCUGAGGAUGGCUCUGGAGCCGAAGGGCAGAUCACACAAAAAAAUAACAGGAGAUCACAGAAAAAAAACCCAGGAGAUCACACAAAAACAACCCAGGAGAUCAUAGAAAAGAAACAGGAGAUCAUAGAAAAAAACCCAGGAGAUCACAGAAAUAACCCAGCAGAUCACACAAAAAAUAUCAGGAGAUCAUAGGAAAAAACCCCAGGAGAUCACACAAAAACAACCCAGGAGAUCACAGAAAAGAAUCAGGAGAUCACAGAAAUAACCCAGAUCACACAAAAAAAACCUCAGCAGGUCACACAAAAAAACCCCCCCAGGAGAUCUUAGAAAAGAAACAGGAGAUCAUAGAAAAAAACACAGGAGAUCACAGAAAAAAUCCAGAUCACACAAAAACAACCCAGGAGAUCAUAGAAAAAA